Messenger RNA from Anthostomella pinea, 1329 nucleotides. Lineage: Eukaryota; Fungi; Ascomycota; Sordariomycetes; Xylariales; Xylariaceae. The record is from the annotation of a GenBank genome assembly.
AUGAAGUGCCAGAUGCCCCAUCUCGCCAUCCCGGCAAGCCUCCUGGUGCUGGUGGGCCGCGCGCUCGCCGCGGCCAGCGGAGACUUCAACGUCCUGACCAUGAACGUGGCAGGGCUGCCGGCCAUCUUCAACGGCAACGACGUCCCCGGAGACAAGACGACCAACUCGGAGUUGAUAGGGUCGUAUUUCGCGGAAUAUGGGUAUGACAUAAUCCACGUGCAAGAGGACUUCAACUACCAUGCGUACAUCUACGAGACGGACACGCACGCCUACCGCUCGGCAACGUCCGGUGGCGUGCCCCUCGGAUCGGGCCUCAACACGCUGGCCAACUUUGACUGGGUCGACUACACACGCGUCAAGUGGGAGACGUGCAGCGACGCGUCCGAAAAUGACUGCCUGACGCCCAAGGGCUUCACGUUUAUGCGGACGCAGCUCGACGACGGUGUUUAUAUCGACGCGUACAACCUGCACACAGAUGCCGGUACUGAGGAUGGCGACGAGACGGCGCGCACGGCCAACGUGCAGCAAGUGGCCGACUACAUCGACGCGUGGAGCAUCGGCAACGCCGUGCUCGUCUUCGGCGACACCAACUCGCGGUACACGCGCACGGCCGACAACAUCCGCGUGCUCAGCAGCCAGAACAACCUGACCGACAGCUGGGUCGAGCUGGUACACGGCGGCGCCAUCCCGGCCGAGGAGCUCCUCUGCGACAACCCGAGCACGACCAACGAGUGCGAGACGGUCGACAAGGUCUUCUACCGCGGCAGCGCGCUGCUCGACCUCAGCACGACCUACUGGAACUACGAAAGCUCCAAGUUCCUGCAGGCCAACGGUAGCAUCCUCACGGACCACAACCCCAUCACGGUCAAUUUCACCUGGACCGCCGGCGCCUCGCUGCGGCAGUCAACCUUCCUGGGCGGGCCGCACGGGACCUGGUUCAGCGACGUGCCGACGCUGGAGACGGUCUCGGCCUCGCCCAAGGCCAGCGUGCUCACCUUUGCCGGAGCCGAGCGACUCGACAGCGUGGGCGUGACGCUCGCGGACGGCACGGUGCUGUCGCACGGGGGCACGGGCGGCGACGUCGCGACUCUCGCGCUCGCGGACGACGAGUUCUGGACCGGCGCGGAGCUGUGCCAGGGCCAGUAUUCGGACCAGACGCGCAACUUCUACAUCCGCGCCACGACGAGCGCGGGCAGCGCGCUCGAGGCCGGCACGGCGACCGACGACUGCGCGACGUUCGCGGCGCCCGACGGCUGGGCUAUCGUGGGGUUCCUGGGCCAGGCGGGCGACGAGAUGGACCAGCUGGCGUUUGUGUAUGCGCCGCAGUAG